This is a messenger RNA of Aspergillus ibericus CBS 121593, 1281 nucleotides long. Its product is annotated as FYV10 family protein. Gene Ontology annotation, molecular function: ubiquitin protein ligase activity; protein binding. The record is from RefSeq and is a predicted model, not a curated record. NCBI's taxonomy places the organism in Eukaryota, Fungi, Ascomycota, Eurotiomycetes, Eurotiales, Aspergillaceae. Gene Ontology annotation, biological process: proteasome-mediated ubiquitin-dependent protein catabolic process. Gene Ontology annotation, cellular component: GID complex; cytoplasm; nucleus. Bases 1 to 1221 code for a protein of 406 amino acids. The transcript is spliced from 4 exons.
AUGGCCGCGGAAUUGACGUCCACCCGGUUGAAUGCGGAGAACCAUCUGCUCUUGGACCAGCCUCUCCUGCGGUUGCCGCACGAGCUUGCUCGACGUAACUUCAAAUCUGUCCAGCGGCUCGUCGAGCGGGAGAAGGAAUACGUCCUCCCCGCACUCAAACAGACCGCUAAUGCCUCCUUGUCAAAUAAUCAGACGCCCGACCAAGCCCUUGCUGCGCUUGAUGCUAUGAUUUCCCGGAUGCAAGGCCUGAAGCGGAAAAUGGAGAACUUACAUCAAGAGGAGAAGAAGAUCCAUGAGCAAUCCCGGAAGCGUAUCCAGCACUUGGAAAGGCUCCAUCAGAUUCCUAGCUUGGCAGAUGUCAAGUACGAUAACUGGGCGAGAGUCCGCCUGGACCGGCUCAUAGUGGAUCAUAUGCUACGUUCUGGAUAUACCGAGAGUGCCCAGCAGUUAGCCCAUGAGAAAGGCAUUGAGGAUCUAGUGGAUCUCAACGUCUUUGUGCAGUGUCAACGGAUCGCCGAGAGCCUCCGUUGUGGUGAGACAAAGGAUGCUUUGCAAUGGUGCGGCGAAAAUAAGGCAGCAUUGAAGAAGAGCCAGUACAACUUAGAGUUCGAACUGCGGUUGCAGCAAUACAUUGAAAUGGUCAGAACGGGACAUAAGGAGAAGUUCGUUGAUGCAAUGAUCCACGCCAAAAGAUACUUGGCUCCAUAUAUAGAGACACAGUCAAUGGAAAUUCAUCGAGCUGCAGGGCUCCUCGCUUUUCCCCCCGACACCAAGGCUGAGCCUUACAAGUCGUUGUAUGCGUUUGAGAGAUGGACAUAUCUGUCGGACCUCUUCGUUCGCACCCAUCACGAGCUCUUGUCCUUGUCAUCUCGCCCUUUGUUGCAUAUAGCUCUUUCUGCGGGAUUGUCGGCCCUCAAGACCCCUUCGUGCCAUUCGGCUUACACCUCCUCCAGUUCAAACUCACUGUCCACAACGACAUCUGUUUGCCCGAUCUGCUCGACCGAGCUGAACGAACUUGCUCGCAACAUGCCAUACGCGCACCACACAAAGAGCUACGUUGAAAGCGACCCGAUUGUUUUGCCCAAUGGUAGGAUAUAUGGUCAACAGCGGCUGUUGGAGAUGAGUAAGAAGGUCGGAUGUGUUGAAGCAGGCAAAGUCAAGGACCCCACAACCGGUGAGGUCUUCAAUGAGAGUGAUAUGAAGAAGGUUUAUAUCAUGUAGUAAUGGGCAGGUACCAAGGCUACGUGAACAAUUGAUGUCGGUCCUAUCUCUAUUUAUCCU